CGAAACCCGACUUUGGCAUCACACUUCGUCCUCAGACAUUCAGAACACACAUAGUCGGCCAGCAGGUUGAAGUUUGCAGAUUCGUCGCAGGCAAAUCAAAAGAAACAAAAACGAAAUGGCUUCUUUCAAGUAUCUGAUUUUCGUCUCCUUGGCCGUCCUCAGCGUGUACUCCGUUGCCGCCGAAGAGUCAUCCUCCAACGCUGACGAAGCCGCAAGAGUGAAGAAACACGCCUACAUCGCCGCCCCAGCUCCGGUCGUGACCUACUCCGCCGCAGUUCCAGCCGCCUACUCGUACGCAUACUCCGCUUACCCGUACUCCAGCUACUCGUACAGCUACCCCUCCGCAUACGCUGCACCGUACGCCGCACCGUACGCCGCACCGUACGCCGCAUAUCCGAGCUACGCCGCUUACGAUGAUGGCAAAUACUACCCGGGCAAAUACGAGAAGUCUUACUUCCCAGCCUACAAGACCGCUUACCCAUACGCCUACCACUAUUGAACGCACGCUCCGUACCUCUUCAUUCUGGACUAACUUCAGGAAAAAUCUUCCACCAACAAACAUAGUUUUAUGAUAUUUUGAUUCAAAUUUUCAUAAUAAAUACGUGAUUUUUUUUUUAACAAUC
This is a messenger RNA of Sipha flava (yellow sugarcane aphid), 623 nucleotides long. RefSeq lists its product as uncharacterized. Lineage: Eukaryota; Metazoa; Arthropoda; Insecta; Hemiptera; Aphididae. The transcript has 3 exons. Bases 116 to 499 code for a protein of 127 amino acids. The record is from RefSeq and is a predicted model, not a curated record.